AUGCUUCUACAUAAUAAUACAAUUGCAGCAGCUACGUUUCUUUCAUCAACUGAAUCUCCGUCAUCAUCAUCAUCAUCCUCCUCAUCAUCUCCUGCGGCAACAACAGGUGUCUAUCCUCAUCCUCAUCCAGUUGUCAAUCAAUACUUUCCCACGCCUUGGAUUCAACCAUUCAAUAACCAUCGACUAUUAACCGAUCAAUUCUUUCUCAAAAGCACGCAACAUAACUCAACCGACAUGCUGUUAAUUAGUCCAACUAUGUUAGCAACGGUUUCAUCAUCCGGUAUUGUCAAUCGAACAAACAACAAUCCAAAUACAACAGGUCCGACGACAGCACUGCUUACCAGAAACGAUCUCAUCGCAUUUCAUCACUUUCAACAACAGCUCGAUGCGUCAUCAGCAUCACUGAAUUCGUCGUUAGUGCCAACGUUAUUAGCGACGACGACGACAACAUCAUCAUCAUCAUCCUCGUCAAAUUCAUCAACCGUUAAUAAUACUGGACCAACAGCUCAACCGUCGUCAUAUGCAUCUACGAAUUUAUCAACAACGAAUCCAAUGACUCAUUUAGUUGUCGAUUCCACAUCUCAGCUGCCCCAAAUUACCAGUGUUCCAUCAUCCCCCUCGUCAAUUAGUGAAUCAACAACAACGAACAGUACUACUAAUAAUCUGAUACAAUCUCUAUCGCCUAAUGAUCAAGCACAAUCAAAUUCUUCUUCAUCCCAUUCGCCUCAAUCAACAAGCACCAUAACACCAAACGGAUCAACGUCAUCAUCAACAAAUGGCUCGAAUACCGCCCAAAAACGUCUGCAUGUAUCCAAUAUUCCAUUUCGGUUCCGAGACGAUGAUCUCAAAGCCAUGUUUGAACAAUUUGGUGAAAUUAUCGAUACUGAAAUCAUAUUCAACGAACGAGGAUCUAAAGGCUUCGGCUUUGUUACAUUUGCUUGCAGUGAAGACGCGGAUGCGGCUCGUGAAAAAUUUCACGGAGCUAUCAUUGAAGGGCGCAAAAUCGAGGUCAAUAUGGCAACAGCUCGAUCUCAACCGAAACCAAAGCCAGUCUUAACCAACCAAUUCGGCGUCAUGUUAAAUGCGCGACAACGGCCAACAUUGAUUCCAACUGCUCAAGCUGCAGGACUGCGUGCAGCAGCAGCUUUCACUACUGGUCUAGCUUUACCCGGUGGAUAUACUAUUUAUCCUGAUCAGCUAACUGCAUUGGGUGGUUUAACAGCUUACCCAAUCGCUGCUACAACUACUACGAAUCCACAAUCACAGAAUGGUGUUCGUUACAUAACAGCAACAACAUCACAUGGAUUAGCAACAGCUGGUCAACAACCUGGAGCCUAUACGAUUGGUGUUUUACCAAUGACGAAUGGCGUUAAUACAACUGCUGGGUAUAUCAUCAAUGGAGCAUCAACAACGAAUAUGACAUCUCCAACAGCUCAAUUCGGACAUGCUUAUCCCGAAACUGCCUACAUCACAGCGACACCGACGGGUACCAUCGGUCCUAUCACUGGUAUUCGAAAUAAUGUCCGCUAUACACCGUAUUGA
Adineta ricciae is the source of this 1542-nucleotide messenger RNA. The record is from the annotation of a GenBank genome assembly. Lineage: Eukaryota; Metazoa; Rotifera; Eurotatoria; Adinetida; Adinetidae.